AUGUCGUCUAACGUUGCAAGUUCCUCCGCUGGUGUUCCUGUUAUUUCUCUUCCGACAUUCGAGGAAGUGAGAGGAUAUAAUGCCGUAGAACUUAAUGGAUUCUUGAAAGGGAGGUUAGGCAAUAUUGAUAAUCACAUAGACACGUUAGCAGCUGGAGAAGUCGAUGGCUCAAUCUUUUUUGAUUUAACGUACGAAGGUCUUAAAGCUCAUGGAAUAUCUCUUGGAGCUUCUACAAAAAUUAUGAAGUUGAUUAAUGAAUAUAAAGGAGGGUAUAAACGAAGAAAAAUUGAUGAUGAAGAAGAAGUUAAAAGUGAUAACUAUGAUAAUGAAUCUCUUGAAAAGGUUUGGAAAGCUUUCAAGGAUGCGACAAUAGAUGACAAUGUCCUUAAUCUAUCCAAUGAUGCUUCCUAUCUUCUGGGCGUUGACGAUUACGAAAAUCCAAUAACCACUAUAUUCAUCCGUGAUUGCUAUCUCGAUUUGUCCAAGAUAAUUUUUGAAAGUAAUAGGUCUCGUUGGCGUAUUACCGGAAAUCCGGGGAUUGGGAAAACCUUCUUCGGUUAUUACUUGCUUUAUAUUAUUGCAAAAGCCAAUGGAACGGUCAUAUACCACCAACAUCACAGAUCUCCGAUUCUUUUCAGCGAAGACAAAGUUUACUGUAACGCUCGGGAGCCGAUGGAAUUUCGUGGAAAAACUAUUCUUGUCUGUUCGCCCCAGACGACAUACUAUAAAACGUUUGAUUCACUUGGGAUAAAUGUACGAUACAUGCCGGUGUGGUCUCUUGCAGAGAUCGAUAUUUGUAGGGAUAAAAUUGAUAUUUUCAAACAUCUUACUAAAGAAGAAGUUCUGGCUCUGCAUUAUAAAUGGGGUGGGAUUCCUCGAUUUGUCUUGUUUCAUGCUCUCAAUUACAAUUCGCAAAAACAAUUGGAUUCUGCAAUUAUUGAAGUUGAAAAUAGCAUAAUGUAUUUUGUUGGUGAAACCUCUUCGGGCAACAGUGCUAUUCAUAAUCUCGUUCAUAUCUGUACAAAUGUACCAUUGAAAGAGGCGGAUCAAGCAGAAGAGGUGGAUCAAGAGGAAGAGGCGGGUCAAGAGGAAGAGGCACGAAAUAUACAAAAUAAAGGAAAGGGGAGAGAAAUUGAAGGAUCUUCUACAUCAGCAACUCUCGUGAAUCCAACUAUAUCGGCAGACCUCGCAACUUCCAUAGAUUCUAAACUCGCUGAUAAAAUGUCUUAUUAUAGUGAAUAUAUUCUAGAGUUUGCGUCUGAUUAUGUUUCCGAAAUGGUAAUGAACAAACUCGCUGAAAAACACAAGCAAGAAUUGCUAGAUUUUGUGAAUAGUAGCGAGGAUUUGAAUGAAUUUGGUUCACUCCGAGGUACUAUGUUUGAGCGACUUGCUCAUCGAAAGUUGCUACGUGGAGGAAAAUUUAAAGUUCGCCCUAUAGAUCUAUACUUCAAAAGGAAUGAUCCAUUUCUUGUACUGAAUAACAUGGAAAAAUUGUUGUUUAGUGACAUUGAUGAUAUUGGAGAUGCUACAAAUACUUCCGGUACUACUAAAUAUUACAUACCAACUCAAAAAAAUAAUAAGUCGUUCGAUUCUUUUAUCCCUACAAACAAGUUCUUCCAGAUGACUAUUGCAGAGAGACAUCCUAUCGUCAAGAGUGGCCUGGAAAAGUAUAUUCGUGGAAUAACACGUCCAGAUGAGGAGAUCAGUUUUUACUUUGUUCUACCUGAAACAAGAUUUGCUACUUACCGAGAACAGAGUAUUCACACUACAAAGAAAACUGUUAUAAAGAAAAAACCUGCUUGGUUUGGUCGCUUUAAACAAUACGCUCUUGAACUUGACCUGAAGAUUAAAGAUAUAUAG
Messenger RNA from Rhizophagus irregularis DAOM 181602=DAOM 197198, 1860 nucleotides. RefSeq lists its product as uncharacterized. The record is from RefSeq and is a predicted model, not a curated record. Lineage: Eukaryota; Fungi; Glomeromycota; Glomeromycetes; Glomerales; Glomeraceae.